GUGAAGGGCAGCAAACAAUCAAUCACAUCGGCUCAGAUCAGUAAAAAAAAUUGAAAUCUCAGACUCCACCGCGAUUUCAUUUGCAUAAGCACUUCUCCACCGUGAUUUCAAAAUUCAAUGUCCUCCUCACUUUCCCUUCUUUUCACUCUCUUCGCUCUCUCGUUGCUAACCACCUCUUUCUCCGACAGCAGCAGGAAAGAAUUAAGGAACAAACAUGAAUCUGUGUUAAUGCAGUUACGAAGUUCUGUUUAUUAUUCCAACAGAAUUGAUCCCUCACGUGUUGUCCAAAUCUCUUGGCAACCAAGGGUCUUUUUGUACAAAGGUUUUUUGUCAGAUAAGGAGUGUGACUACCUUCUUUCUUUGGCACAUGAUGUAAAAGAAAGAUCAUCAGGAAAUGGUGGUCAUUCAGAGGAAGAUGAAACUUCAUUGGAUAUGGAUGAUGAUAUUGUCAAGAGGAUUGAAGAAAGAAUUUCAGUUUGGACUUUCCUUCCUAAAGAGAACAGCAAGCCUUUACAGGUCAUGAGUUAUGGACUUGGAAAGGAUAAGCGGAACUUCAAUUUUUUCACAAACAAGCCCAACUUGGAAUUAACUGGACCAUUGAUGGCAACAGUGAUUCUAUACCUCUCAAGUGAUACUCAAGGGGGUCAAAUUGUCUUUCCCGAAUCAGUGACCAAGAGUAGCAGCUGGUCAAAUUGUAGAAAUAGUAGUGACAUUCUCCAACCAGUAAAAGGGAACGCCAUUCUAUUUUUCUCUCGUAACCUAAACACAUCUCCUGACAAGAGUAGCUUCCACACCCGAUGCCCUGUCCUUAAAGGCGAGAUAUGGUCUGCUGUUAAAUACUUCUACGCAAGACCAAUCAGCGGAGGGAAAGUCUCAACCACAUCAGAUGUUGAAGAAUGUACUGAUGAGGAUGAUAGUUGUGCCGCUUGGGCGGCAAUAGGAGAAUGUCAACGAAACCCUGUCUACAUGAUUGGAUCUCCUGAUUAUUAUGGUACAUGUAGGAAAAGUUGUAAUGCUUGCUGAACAAAAGUUGGUUUCCACAAAAACUAUGAUGUGUUUGGUUUUUAAAUUGAUUAGAGAAUAUAUAGGAAAAUUUAGUUGAGUGAAUUAACUAGUAUUCUCAAGAUGGUCUUUAGCAACUAAAGAUUUUGUAAUAAUCGGGUUAGAUUCAUUAUUUUUUUAUAAAAGGUAAUAGAGUUCCUAAGUAGUGAGUAUUCAAAUGUAAUCAAUAUACUGGUAACAUCUAUUAAAAGGGGUUACUUAACAAUAGAAUGAACCAGAGUUGAAAUGUAUAAUGGAAGAGUUGUUGACAUUUA
This is a messenger RNA of Trifolium pratense (red clover), 1316 nucleotides long. RefSeq names its product probable prolyl 4-hydroxylase 12. Gene Ontology annotation, cellular component: endoplasmic reticulum. Gene Ontology annotation, biological process: peptidyl-proline hydroxylation to 4-hydroxy-L-proline. Lineage: Eukaryota; Viridiplantae; Streptophyta; Magnoliopsida; Fabales; Fabaceae. The transcript is spliced from 7 exons. Gene Ontology annotation, molecular function: procollagen-proline 4-dioxygenase activity; iron ion binding; L-ascorbic acid binding. Bases 118 to 1023 code for a protein of 301 amino acids. The record is from RefSeq and is a predicted model, not a curated record.